Molecule: messenger RNA, 1992 nt
Organism: Didymodactylos carnosus
Lineage: Eukaryota; Metazoa; Rotifera; Eurotatoria; Philodinida; Philodinidae
Source: the annotation of a GenBank genome assembly
AUGGCAAAUCAAUUGAUUAAAGUAAAUGAUGACUCACAAGCUCAAUGGUACUGGAAAUCGAAUCCGAAUUCCUGGACGAUCAAUGAAAAGGAAGAAUGGAGAAGAUAUUCUGACAUUCAAUCCGACAUUAUUGAAAAAGCAUUCAACCAAAAAAAGAAAACAAAGUUAGUAGAAUUGGAUAAUUAUUGGAUCGACUUAAAUGACUUGAUUCAAAUCAGUAAACACGAUAAAAAUAAACAAAGACAAAUAAAACGAAUGUUAGUUAAUAGAAAUGAAAACGCAUGUUUACGAGAAGAGAGAUUCUUUUUUCCAGAACCACUGCAGAAACCGUUCAAUGAGGAGCGGUUGGACGGUGGCUAUCAUGGCUUUAUUAAGGAAUGGGAGAAGAAAAAGAAAACGAAAAAGAUUUUGUUUUUUUCAAAAGAACAAAAUAUGAACGACCUUGCUAAUAGUGAAAAAAUAGAACAAGCAGUCAACGGAAUCAUCUUCGAAGGAAAUCGACUAGGCGAAACGUGCGAAGCACAAUGGCUUGCCGAGCAAUUGAGAACUGUGAAAAAUAAGGACACAGAAGAAAUUCGUAAGUGUUGCAUUAGACUGUAUUCCAAAGAAUGUUUUCUAUACAAACUUGUUAAUACAACGUUGAGAGAAAAUGAUAAGACGAAAGUAGAUACUCUCGGUCCAUUCUGCUACUUUUUAUUUGAUUCAUGGUCAAACGAUUCUAACAACCAGUAUAACAUGAAAGUCUAUCGAGGUGCCAAACUUAGUUCAGAAAUGAUUGAAUGCUAUAAAGAAGCCAUUGGCACAUACAAGUGUUGGUAUGGCUUUUCUUCAACAAGUAAAAAUCGUCAAAAAGCAGAACAAUUUGGAAAUACGUUAUUUAUAAUUGAUCUGACUCAGUCCAAGGGAGCUGGCCUUGAUAUCUCAUCAUAUUCAUGUUACCCAGGUGAAGAGGAAGUCCUCCUUCCUGCUGGAACAGAGUUUAAAAUUAUCAAAGUGCAAUCCAACAUAGAACACAAUAAACAUUGUAUUUAUUUAACUGUUAUAACUGACCUGGAUAACGAAACAAACGGUGAUUUAUGCAACAAAGGUUUAUUAGCAGAUGACGCACGCGCAGUCGCUAAUGCAUUGAAGAUCAAUACAAGGUUGUGUAAGCUUGAUAUAUCAAAUAAUUAUAUAUGUAGUGAAGGCGCAAGAUCCAUCGCUGAUGCAUUGAAGAGCAAUAAAGCGUUGACAUCGCUCUAUAUUUCGAAUAAUAAUAUAUCGAAUGAAGGUGCAACAUCCAUCGCUGAUGCACUGAAGAUCAAUACAAGAUUGGGGGAGCUUGUUAUAUCAAAUAAUAAUAUAUCGAAUGAAGGCGCAACAUCCAUCGCUGAUGCAUUGAUGAUCAAUCAAACAUUAACAUUGCUCAAUAUUUCGAAUAAUAAUAUAUCGAAUGGCGGCGCAACAUCCAUCGCUGAUGCAUUGAAGAUCAAUAAAACAUUAACAAUACUCAAAAUUGCGAAUAAUAGUAUAUCGAGUGAAGGCGCAACAUCCAUCGCUGAUGCAUUGAAGAUCAAUUACACAUUGAGGUGGCUCAAUAUUUCGAAUAAUAAUAUAUCGAAUGGCGGUGCAACAUCCAUCGCUGAUGCAUUGAAGAUCAAUCGAACAUUGUGGAAGCUUGAUAUAUCGAAUAAUAAUAUAUCGAAUGAAGGCACAACAUCCAUCGCUGUUUUAUUGAAGAGCAAUACAAGAUUGGGGGAGCUUGUUAUAUCAAAUAAUAAUAUAUCGAAUGAAGGCGCAACAUCCAUCGCUUAUGCAUUGAUGAUCAAUCAAACAUUGACAUCGCUCAAUAUUUCGAAUAAUAAUAUAUCGAAUGGCGGCGCAACAUCCAUCGCUGAUGCAUUGAAGAUCAAUAAAACAUUAAAAAUACUCACUAUUUCGAAUAAUAAUAUAUCGAAUGAAGGCGUAACCUCCAUCAAGAAGAACUUUCGAGGUCUUUUUCUGUAUUGUUAG